AUGUCAUUAAAUCCUGUUGUUGCCAUAAGAGUCGAGCACCUGAUUCCACCCUUAACUGCAAAAUUCAUGAAAGAUGACGAUGAUAUUCUAACUACUUAUUGUGGUUCACCGAUUACGUCUCGUAAUGAGGAUCGAUUUGCCACAACCGAGGAAAGAAAUGGCUUACGCGUAGAGUUUCACAAUCGCUAUUGGAGAAACAUUUCAUCAGAUG
This is a messenger RNA of Ambispora leptoticha, 211 nucleotides long. NCBI's taxonomy places the organism in Eukaryota, Fungi, Glomeromycota, Glomeromycetes, Archaeosporales, Ambisporaceae. The record is from the annotation of a GenBank genome assembly.